Pistacia vera is the source of this 2335-nucleotide messenger RNA. RefSeq names its product cold-responsive protein kinase 1-like. Bases 162 to 2090 code for a protein of 642 amino acids. Gene Ontology annotation, biological process: protein phosphorylation. The record is from RefSeq and is a predicted model, not a curated record. Lineage: Eukaryota; Viridiplantae; Streptophyta; Magnoliopsida; Sapindales; Anacardiaceae. Gene Ontology annotation, molecular function: protein kinase activity; ATP binding. The transcript has 8 exons.
UCCUAGCGUUCCUAAUUUUGUCUCAUCUUUCUAACAUCUUCCUCUCCAUUAUGUUUCUCCGUUUGUUGUUCACACUUGAUUCUAUGCAACAAUAGCAAGUUAAUAAUAAAUAAAGUCCUCCACAGUUCAUGUAUUAAUAAUUAAUUUGCUGAAGCUGGAAGAUGAACAUAGAAAAGUUAAUCAUCCUCGCGAUAAUUCUUGCAAUAUUGACACUGGGUGAAUCCAAACCAGAAAUUGUUCUCAUAAACAAGGGGUUUAGUCAGUAUAAUGUCACAAAUUUAUCGGACUUCGACGAUAAUUUGAACGCAACUUUUGCACUACUGAGAGACGAGCUUUACGCAGGCAAGUAUUUUGCAAAGGCGGAGCAGCCAAGAGGGUCCGACUCAGCCUACGCUAUGGUGCAGUGCAGGAAGUACCUAUCCUCGGCUGAUUGUAUUGCUUGCUUCACAGCCGCUGAGUCCUUAAUACGCAAAUUCCCUCCGGCCAACGGUGCCCGUCUUAUGUAUUUGGGGUGCUUUCUCAGGUAUGAAAGCAGCAAAUUUUUUGAUCAAAGCACUCAAGAAGGUCGUAUUGCAUCUUGUGUGAAUCAAACAGCAUCAGACGCUACUGCUUUUGAAACAGCUCUGAGUGGGCUAUUAGCUGAUCUUCAAGUUGCCACACCAAAGAUCAAUGGGUUCUUCGCUGCGAGUAAGAGGGCAAUCGGCGAAUCAUCAUCAUCAGAAGUUUAUGCCAUCGCUCAAUGUGUUGAAAGCAUUAGUGAAAGUGGGUGCAAAGAAUGCUUGCAAGUGGCGAAUGGCAACGUUAAAACUACAAGAUGUCUUACUUCUACGGCUGGUUGGGCUCUUGAUGUGGGGUGUUUCCUCAGGUAUUCCAGUACUCCAUUCUUUUCUGAUAACCAGACUACUGAUAUUACGCCCUUCUUGAAAACUGGUUCAAGCAAGAAAAAAGCAAUUAUUGGAGGAACAGUUGCUGGAGGAAUCAGUCUACUACUUAUGGCAUUAUUUGUGUGGUUCUUUUUAUCAAAAAGAAAAAGGAAGAUAACCCGAAAAGGAAAUAUCCUAGAAGCGACUGAAUUGCAAGGUCCCAUCAAUUACAGAUAUAAAGAUUUGGUUUCUGCGACAAGAAAAUUUAGUGAAGAAAAUAAACUUGGAGAGGGAGGUUUUGGCGAAAUUUACAAGGGUACUCUGAAUAAUGGAAAAGUAGUUGCAGUAAAGAAACUAGCAAUAGGGUUGUCUCGCAGGAUACUAUCUGAUUUUGAAAAUGAAGUUAAGCUUAUAAGCAAUGUUCAUCACCGGAAUCUCGUCCGCCUUCUUGGUUGUUGCAGCUACGGCCCAGAACUUCUUCUUGUUUAUGAGUUCAUGGCCAACAGCAGCCUUGAUAAAUUCUUAUAUGGAGAAAGACGAGGGUCUCUGAAUUGGAAACAACGGUAUGACAUAAUCCUGAACACAGCAAGAGGGCUUGCCUAUUUGCAUGAGGAUUUCCAUGUUUGCAUAAUUCAUCGAGAUAUUAAACCCAGCAAUAUUCUUCUGGAUGAUGAUUUCCAGCCAAAGAUCGCUGACUUUGGAUUGGCUAGGCUUUUACCUGACAAUCAAAGCCAUCUAAGCACCAAAUUUGCAGGGACAUUGGGAUACACAGCACCGGAGUAUGCAAUUCAUGGACAGUUAUCAGAAAAGGCUGAUACUUACAGCUAUGGUGUUGUUGUCCUUGAAAUCAUCAGUGGCAAGAAGAGUAAUGAUCUCAAAGAUACUGACGAUUACCUACUCAAACGGGCAUGGAAACUAUACGAGGAGGAGUUACACGUGGAGUUGAUGGAUGAAAGUUUAGACCGAAAUGAAUACACUGAAGAAGAAGCUAAAAAAGUAGUGGAAAUUGCUUUAAUGUGCACUCAGGCAUCUACUGCUUCAAGGCCAACAAUGUCAGAAGUGGUUGUUUUGCUUAAAAGCAAGGGUUCCUCAGAGAACAAUAAACCAGUAAUAACGAGACCUACUUUUAUUGACCCCGAAAUAAGGGUUCGUGGAGACACCUCAACAUCCACUUCUUCUUCCAUAUCUAACGCUAUAGCCUCCAUCACAGAUGUCUCUGGUCGUUAAUUACUUCAUUCUAAGCAUCAGAUCUCCACAUUAUUUUCCUCCUUUCUGAAAGCCUUGAGAAGUGUUAGUCAAUAGUGUGUAUUCAUAUUCUAAACUGUUAGAACCCCACGAUUUAAUAUAUUUUACAAUUAAAUUUUGAACGAUAAUUGUAACUGCAGUUCUAUUAUAGUGAUAGGAACUAUUCUUAUUGAAAUAAAAUACUGCUGAAUUUGGUAGUGAGGGUGAUACUUGCUCUGUUCUACUUC